CAACAGGAAAUUGUAACACUUUGGUAAAGUGGCUCCAAUGCUCCAAUGUCAUAAAUCCUCCUCCCACGCAGGGUAUGGCCACCUCGUGUUUCAGCAAUGUGGACGAGUAUGGAUUUGAAAGGCCACAGGAUUUUGAUUAUGGAACUUACGAGGAAUUCAUGUCCGAGUACUUGAAGGUGUUGGCCAAGAGAGCGAAAAAAUGGGCUGACAUUGUCGGUGAUGGUAAAUCUGUUGAACGCAGUAUUACUAUCAAACGUUAUGUGCGUAAAGGCAUUCCAGGAGAGUACAGAGGAAUGGUGUGGCUGGCAGUGAGUGGAGGCGAAGACUUGAAAAACGCGAACCCGGAUCUUUACCAGAGAUUACUGAAUGGUCCUCACAAUGUCCAGGUUACUGAGAUUAUCAAGACUGAUCUCCCGAGGACGUUUCCUGAUAAUAUAUUUUUUAAUAAUACUGUUAAUCAUCAGCACCAGCUGUACAAUAUACUACUAGCAUUUGCACACCAGAAUGAAACUGUUGGUUACUGUCAAGGGCUUAAUUAUAUCGCGGGUUUAUUGUUACUAGUUACUAAGAGCGAGGAAACGGCAUUUUGGUUAUUGAAAGUAUUAAUUGAAAAAAUACUGCCUGAUUAUUAUACUCCGACUAUGGACGGGCUGCUUACGGACAUUGAUGUACUGGCAGAGUUUGUUAAAUUGAAGAUACCUGAGGUUUAUGAGCAUGUUACUAAUUUAGGGUUACCCUGGGCUGUUAUUACCACUAAGUGGUUUAUAUGUCUUUUCGCGGAAGUCCUACCGAUAGAGACAACACUGAGAAUAUGGGACUGCCUUUUUUAUGAAGGUAAUAAAAUAAUAUUCCGCGUUGCAUUGACACUUAUUAAGAGAAAUAAAAAUAAUCUAUUGGCUUGUGAUGAUUUUGCGUUAUUGGCCGAUUGUUUUAAAAAUAUAACUAAAGAUAGUAUAGUUUUACAAUGUCACAAUUUUAUGCAGAGUAUUUUCAAAGUACCUGGAUCAUUACCUAGCAAUACAAUAGCAAAAUUGCGUACAAAAGUAUCUCAGGAACGAGCAAUGAACAAGAAAAGUUCAAAACGAUAGCAUUUACAAUGAUACAAAAUAUACAAUACUAAAAAAAAAUUCAGUAAGAAUUUUAUCAGGCUCUAGUCAAAACAAAUGUUUUAAUUUUAAAUCGUGCAAUUUUAAAAAAAGGUUUUUUUUUUAAUUACAUAUACGUAUUUACAAACAAAUCAACAAUAUUUUGGUAACUCAAUUUAAAUGUUUGAAUUAAUUGUUGACUUUUUAGACAGUUGUAUAAAUAAUUCAGUGUUCUAUAGCUUUAAAAAUUGUUAUUUUAAUAUUUUACUCUCUAUUAAUUGUGUAAAUCGCUGGAUCGAUAAUUUUAACUCGUACUAAUUAAGUGUAAUCAUGAUUUUAUUAAGAUCUAUAAUUAAUUUUUUUUUUAAUCAAGUAUGUACAUUAUUUAGUUGCCUAAUAAAUUUUUAAAAAUAAACAGUAUCUCUAUUUUUCCAUCAAAUCUUUAGCUUCGUUUACUUUGGCUGCUAUGUAAGGAGAUCCACCACGAUCUGGAUGAUUAGCAGACAUGACUUUCUUGAAACGUUCCUUGACUUUGGCUUUAUUUGCUGUCGGUGAAACUCCUAGUAUCAAACUCGCUUCUCUUUUGGUCAUCGUCGCUUCAAAU
Molecule: messenger RNA, 1689 nt
Organism: Microplitis mediator
Lineage: Eukaryota; Metazoa; Arthropoda; Insecta; Hymenoptera; Braconidae
Product: growth hormone-regulated TBC protein 1-A
Exons: 5
Coding region: 75-1088 (337 amino acids)
Source: RefSeq, a predicted model, not a curated record